CCUCUCUCUCUCUCUCUCUCUCUCUCUCUCUCUCCUUACCCUCCUCGCCGUCGCGGUCUCUGUCUCUCGCGGCCGCCGCACACCAGUCGCGCAAGCAAGGGGAGAGAGAUUGUCGAGCUGUUUCGAUUCAAGCCCUAGGACACAAAAUCUUCUCCCCCAUGUGAAAUUGUUUGGUUGAGUUGAUAGGCCUGCUACAGAAUGUUGAAGAAACUUAGUCGGGCACACCUGACGCUUCAGACAAAUGAACGCCAGGUUUGCCAGAGAACGCCGAGUCCGGAACUGCCGGCGAUCGAUUGGAAAUGACCCAGCGAUUCGAUAACCCUGGCUGUGGCAUCUUUCAUUGGUUUUAAGAUACAUCUAUUGCUGCUUUUACGAAGGAAACAUGCGUGUCCCUUACUAUUCCUCGCUUGUGCCAACUCAAUUGCUUUUUGUGCCCCCAAAAGACUUCUGCUUUUGUCCCUGGCUUCUUUCGAUUAAAGAAGGAAGAUGGAACAGUGCCUGUAGAUUAACAAUCCCUGUAGAGUGUCUCGCAAGCUUGUUGUAACACACGUCCCCUGUUCUAGUGCUUUAUAUGCUCUGGAGUCGCUGUCUAUUUCUAGUUCUGAAGAGUGACUUGCAAGCUUGUUAUACUACACGUUCCCUGUUUCUAGUGCUGUAUAUGCUCUGCUGUCGCUGUCUAUGACUUGCUCAAUGAGGAUUAGACUGUUAGCAACAUCUUAAGUAAGUUGUUUCCCAUUGAGCUUCCCAAUUUCUGGGAUUAAGUGAUUUAAUACCCAGGAAUGAGGGCAUGUAAUUGUGUUAAAUCUAGUUUGACUUAGUUUAGUGAAAACUACAGCAGUAUGCAUGUCAGGGGACGGAAGAAGGUCCUUUGGCUCGCUUUAGAAAAAGAAUGUGUCUGAAAUGGGUUCUCUGGGUAUCAAGAGUAAGAAGUAAUCUUAUAUGGUGACAGGCUUUGAUAAGAGUUGGCCAGAGAGACAGAGAGAGAAGGAGGGCAGAUGGAACCGUGUAUGCUCAGUAUUUCGGGUGGAGCAGAAGCAGUUUUAGAUCUUCAGGAAAAUUCUUCAAUCUCUGUUGCUUAUCACCCUCUUUACGGCCCACAUGAUGACCUAAUUCUUCUUGAGCUCGAUGAGAAGCUUCUUAAUGAUGUCAUUCACCAGAGGGUGUUCUUAAGGGGACAUCCUGAUGAAAAUGCAGUUUUCUGUACUCAGUCUAAGACAUAUGCUGUGAAGUUUGUGGGUUCUUCUAACUCUGUACUCCUCAUACCCUCUUCAAACCAAGUGCCAGAGGAUGGAGAUUCACAGUAUGGUAACCAGAAGAAGUGCGAUCGUGAUGUUGCAUCUGUCAUCAAAUUGGCACCGGGUCAUUUGGAGCUUGUUGAGAUUGCUCCUAAACUGGAUAAGAUUAAGCUGCUUCUAUCAGAGAAUCCUUAUAAGCUUGAGGAUGUUUCAGCAAUGGAGAUGGAAGAGACAGAAACAAAGAAAAUUGGAUUGUAUAGAUGGCAUGAUCUUGUAAAUGAAGUCCAGGCAAGUGAAGAGGAGCUGAAAUCUGGAUUGAAGGCUCUUUCAGCAGUAGAGAUCGGUGGACAUUGGAGGUUGGUAGAUGAAUCUUGCAUUGGCAUGAUCCUGAAAAUGCUUUUGCACAACUCAGUCUUGAAUGACUGGACGCUGAGUGCACUCGACGAAGAUGAAGUUCUCAAUGUUCUGGAAGCAGACGGUUUCCCUCGCAACAUAGCACAUCACUGUUUAUCAGUGUAUGGUGAUAAGGUCAACAAGGGUGAAGGCAGAUGUGUCUGGAGACUAAAUGAGAGACGGGUUUGUGUGCAUUAUGCUAGAGAUGUCCUUAGAGAUGGGAGAAUGAGAAUUGAUCAAUUUAUUGACGAGUGGAAGAAGAGGGUGCCUGAGGAGAUGCUUGCCAAUUUUGAGAUGUUAGAUGGCGAAGUUUUGAAGGAAAAGCUUGGGGUUGAAACAUGGGUACGACCAUUUAAGGUUUCUUCAUUGCCAUCUGACCCAUCUGAGCGGUUCUCCAUUCUUUUCAAAGAACGUCCCAAAUGGGAUUGGAGGGACCUAGAACCCUACAUCAGGGAUCUGAGUGUUCCUGGUCUUUCUUUGGAAGGUUUACUCCUGAAAUUCACCAGGAGAGUGCAAGCUAGCUCUGAAGCAGAACCUGUUUUCAGCGCAAGAUAGUUGGCUGACUUAAGAAGAUUGAAAUUUUCUCAGGUUUGUCCUUUAGCAUCCUUGUGAAUAUUCUGAAUGCUCAAGGGAGGUCACCUAAAUGAAAACCAAAAUUCAACAUCCUUCCGCACAAGAGAAUGUCCAUGCCUCAUCAUUUUGUUUAAGUUAAUGGAAAAAAUUUGUGUAUGUGUUCUAGAAUAACUGCUUAAAACUGACCAGGGCCAAAAGACGACUAAUUAUGCUCUCCUGGUGGGUUCUGUUAUGGCAAGGCAAAUCCGGAGAUGUGGUUAUUGUGUCAGAGUAUUAUGGCAAUUGACUCCCUGUGGUGUAUUCUGACUGUCAACUGUAUGGCUUUGUCACAAAUUGCUCUACACAAUUCUGGGCAAGAAG
Molecule: messenger RNA, 2561 nt
Organism: Rhodamnia argentea
Lineage: Eukaryota; Viridiplantae; Streptophyta; Magnoliopsida; Myrtales; Myrtaceae
Product: sister chromatid cohesion protein DCC1
Exons: 5
Coding region: 996-2183 (395 amino acids)
Biological process (GO): maintenance of mitotic sister chromatid cohesion; mitotic sister chromatid cohesion
Cellular component (GO): nucleus; Ctf18 RFC-like complex; chromosome, centromeric region
Source: RefSeq, a predicted model, not a curated record